UUCCUCAGUUGAUGCUGGCUUGCGGCCUGGUGAGCUUGGCCCGUGGAGGGUUGAUCGCGUCUCCGCACGGAGCUUUAUCGUCGCAAAGCAUCGUUCUGGGCACUCCAGGUUACGGAGGCUACGCGGCACCAGGUUACGGAGGCUACGCUGCUCCAGGUUACGGAGGCUACGGCAUUGGUCACGGUGCAGUAGUCGCGCACGCCGCCGCCCCUGUGUACCGUGCCCCUAUCGCCUCGUACGCACAUGCUGCCCCUGUAGAAGUUUAUGCGCACCCUCGCUACACCUUCAACUACGGAGUCACUGAUGGCCACACCGGUGACCAGAAGAGCCAAUGGGAAAGCCGCGACGGUGACGUAGUGAAGGGACAGUACUCCCUUGUGGAACCCGAUGGCACCAUCCGCACUGUCAACUAUUCUGCUGACGACCACAAUGGGUUCAACGCCGUUGUGAGCAGGCAAGGUCAUGCUGCGCAUCCGGCUGUUGCCCCCGUAGUCGCCGCGCCUGCUUACGGGCACGGUCAUCUUCUGGGAUAA
Messenger RNA from Chilo suppressalis (striped riceborer), 533 nucleotides. The record is from the annotation of a GenBank genome assembly. NCBI's taxonomy places the organism in Eukaryota, Metazoa, Arthropoda, Insecta, Lepidoptera, Crambidae.